AUUUGCCUAUCGUGAUGCACUACGAUUCAAGUAAGCCGCUGGGCAUAAGGAUUUGUUCUACAUUGAUGACAAAGAUGUGGAGUUUAAAGAAGUUCUUGAGUCACCUUUGCCAAAAGCACCACUUGAUACAUCUGUUACAUCCCACUGGCUUGCGAUUGAAGGCAUUCAACCAGCAAUUCCAGAAAAUGCUUCAAUUGAAGCACCUUCUGAUGGUAAAAAGGCUGAAUACAAAGAAGAUGGGCUUUCCGUUGAUGUCAAAUUACCUGUUAAGCAUGUAUUAUCUAGAGAGCUUCAACUUUACUUUGACAAGAUCGUGGACAUUACCAUGAAUAAAUCAG
This is a messenger RNA of Gossypium raimondii (Peruvian cotton), 338 nucleotides long. RefSeq lists its product as uncharacterized. The transcript has 4 exons. Bases 15 to 329 code for a protein of 104 amino acids. Lineage: Eukaryota; Viridiplantae; Streptophyta; Magnoliopsida; Malvales; Malvaceae. The record is from RefSeq and is a predicted model, not a curated record.